UCAUAAACCCUAGUUUCCUUUUUUGUUAAAUCCUUUUCUCCUUACCCAAAAUUGUGGUUUUGACGAAUUUGGGUUUUGCGAGAGAAGAAAUGGAGAGCCGAAUUCUGGAAAACUGGAACAUUCAUCGAUCUUAACUCGGCACAUUAGUAAGUUGGGAGAAAGUUUGAGACUUUAUCAUGUCGUAAUCUCGAAUUUGACCCGGUUCUUUCUCUUAAUCGCAUUUCCUCUAAUGUAUUCUUCGAUACUCUAUGGAAGAAGGUCUCUCGUGUUACAGAAAUGGCCUAAUCUGAGAGGUUCAGUGAAAAAUGUAUUCUCUGCUUUUCCCAGUUCCUUCUUCUCCGCUAGUGCUGCUGAUCUAAGCGCUCCUCAAGAUGGUCGAAAAGGGAGCAACUUUACAGUCUCUUACCUCGUUGAGUCACUGGGGUUCACUACGAAACUCGCAGAAUCGAUCUCGAGGAAAGUCUGGUCCGAGGGAAAGGGUAAUCCUGAUUCUGUUUUGAGCCUUCUUAGGAGUCAUGGGUUCACAGGUCCUCAAAUCUCCAGCAUCGUUAGCGCUUUCCCAGGAUUGCUCAUAUUAGAUGCUGAGAAAUGUAUUGGUCCCAAGCUUCAGUUUCUUCAGUCCAGAGGAGCUUCAAGCUCUGAGCUCACUGAGAUUUUUUCUAAAGUUCCAAAGAUCUUGGGUAUCAAAAAAGACAAAGCUUUCAGCGUAUACUAUGAUUUCAUCAAAGAGGUCAUAGAAGCCGAUAAGAGCUCCAAGUACGUAAAGUUGUGUCAUUCUUCGCCAGAGGGUAGUCAGCAGGAGAACAAACUCAGAAAUGUAUUGGCGUUGAGGGAAUUGGGUGUGCCUCAGAAGCUGUUAUUCUCUAUGCUCAUCUCUAAUUUCGGUUCUGUAACUGGAAAAGAAAGAUUUGAAGAAUCCGUCAAGAAGGUUGUUGACAUGGGCAUUGAUCCGACAACCUUAAAGUUUGUCGAUGCUCUACACGCUGUUUACCAAAUGAGCGACAAAACGAUUGAAGAAAAGGUAAACGUCUAUAAAAGUUUUGGCUUUGAUGUCGAAGACGUAUGGGCAAUGUUUAAGAAGUGGCCGAAGUUUCUGAUUUACUCGGAGCAAAAGAUAGUGGACUCCAUUGAAACAUUACUAGGCCUUGGGUUCACCAGAGAUGAGUCUGCUAUGAUGUGCAAGCGCUUUCCUCAGUUACUUGGAUUAUCUGCUGAGUCGGUGGAGAAGAAGACUGAGUUUCUUGUGAAGAAGAUGAAUUGGCCACUAAAGGCUCUGGUUUUGUUUCCUCCGGUAUUUGGAUACAGCAUGGAGAAGAGGAUUGUCCCAAGGUGUAACGUAAUCAAAGCUCUCUUGUCCAAAGGAUUGCUUGGAAGUGAACUCCCUUCUAUGCCGUGUGUCUUGGCAUGUACCGAUCAUGCUUUCUUAAACAAGUGUGUGGUGAAGCAUGAUGAUCAGCUGGUGCUUGAGUUGAUGGCUAUCUUCAUCGAACAUCGUGUCUCAUAGCAUAGUAGGCUUGUCAAAGUUGGUAUUUUUUUCCCUUUUAGUUUUAGAUUCCGGCAGUGGAGGCAAUAUCAGAGAUUUAGAUUAUGAUUCUAAGCUUUUGUGAUCUCAGUUUGAUCUCCGGA
Eutrema salsugineum is the source of this 1626-nucleotide messenger RNA. Its product is annotated as transcription termination factor MTERF4, chloroplastic. The transcript is spliced from 2 exons. The record is from RefSeq and is a predicted model, not a curated record. Bases 230 to 1504 code for a protein of 424 amino acids. NCBI's taxonomy places the organism in Eukaryota, Viridiplantae, Streptophyta, Magnoliopsida, Brassicales, Brassicaceae. Gene Ontology annotation, molecular function: double-stranded DNA binding. Gene Ontology annotation, cellular component: chloroplast. Gene Ontology annotation, biological process: regulation of DNA-templated transcription; chloroplast organization.